Molecule: messenger RNA, 3175 nt
Organism: Spinacia oleracea (spinach)
Lineage: Eukaryota; Viridiplantae; Streptophyta; Magnoliopsida; Caryophyllales; Amaranthaceae
Product: pentatricopeptide repeat-containing protein At5g39350
Exons: 3
Coding region: 160-2232 (690 amino acids)
Biological process (GO): RNA modification
Cellular component (GO): intracellular membrane-bounded organelle
Molecular function (GO): RNA binding; protein binding
Source: RefSeq, a predicted model, not a curated record
UCACUAUUCAAACUCCUUGCCCACAAUUGGAAAUUUUCACCUAAACAAGACUCGAAAACGGAACGGUUGGACGAUAGAGAAGAACCGCAUAAGUAGCGACAUCACUGUUCACGGAUCACGAGCAUGACUUCACCGUCAACGAACAUUUGCCAUGAAUGAAUGGGAUCUCAUAUUGCUCCCCUUGCUUCAAAACUCAAGCACCUUUCUCUCUCAACAUCACACUAUAUUUCACUCUUAGAAAGCUACACCAACGUUAGAUCUCUCCCUCUUUCAAAAAAAAAAAACGUUAGAUCUCUCCCUAAAAUCAAGCAACUUCACGCUCAAAUCAUUACGACUGGUAUAUUUCCUCUCUCCUCUCCAAAACUUGUCACUCUCUUCUCUAAUCUUGCUUCAAGUUAUGCUCUUUGUGGUCAUGUCGCAUAUGCACGCAAGCUAUUCGACGAAUUGCGCCAACCAAAGUUGUUCUUGUACAAUGCCAUUAUUAGGAUGCACUCACAAAGUGGCUCACCAUUUGAGGUUCUUAAGCUUUUUGUUGAUAUGCUUUCAUCUGGGUACCUUCUUCCUGAUAGGUUUACAUACCCUUUUGUUAUCAAGGCAUGUGGGGAUUUGUCAUUGCUUAAGAGUGGUGUUAUUCUUCAUGGGAAGGUUGUAACUGGUGGGUUUAGUUCAAAUGUGUUUGUGUUGAAUUCUAUAUUGGCUAUGUACAUGAGUUGUGGUGCAGUAGAGAUGGUGAAGCGUGCUUUUUAUGUGAGUGGUGGGAGGGAUAUGGUUUCUUGGGCUACAAUGAUCAGUGGGUUUGUUAAGAAUGGGUGUCCUAAUGAUGCAUUAUUGAUCUUUGAUGAAAUGAUUGAUAGUGGUGCUCAGCUUAACAGGUCUGCCGUGUUAUCAGUGUUGUCUGCUUGUGGGGAUUUGAAGGAUUUGAGUUUCGGAAUAAAGGUUCAUGGGAUUGUUGUAGAGAAGGGUUUAAAAGAUGAUAUAUGUAUAUGUAACGCGUUGAUCAAUAUGUAUGCAAGAUGUGGUAGAAUGGAUGAAGCAAAACAAGUAUUUAACAAGAUAAAGGAGAGAGAUGUGGUGACGUGGACCACCCUGAUGCAAGGGUACAUUUCAAAUGGAAAUGCUAAAUAUGCAUUGGAGUUUUGUUGGCUGAUGCACCUGGAAGGAGUGGUACCCAAUUCAGUGACUGUUGCUACGUUGCUUCAGGCUUCUGGAAGUUUGCAGGCAGUAAAACAAGGCCGGUGCUUGCAUGCUUGUGUGGUUAGGCAAAAUCUUUUGCGUGAUGCAAUUAUUGAAACUGCAUUGAUUGACAUGUAUGCUAAAUGCAACCAUAUCCGUGAUUGCUUCUUAGUUUUUACUCAAAGUUCACAAAAAAGAGUAGCAUCCUGGAACGCAAUGAUUUCUGCGUACACACAUAAUGGUUUGGCGAGUGAUGCAAUAGACUGUUUUAAACAAAUGCUGCAUGAAGCAGUAGGUCCUGAUGCUAUUACUAUUAGUGGUCUCCUUUGUGCUUAUGCUGAUUUAGUUAAUGGACGACAGUCUUUUAGUGUUCAUGGUUGCUUGAUAAAAUCUGGAUUUUUAUCAGAUAUUGAAGUUGUGAGAGGCCUUAUUGAUAUAUAUUCAAAAUGUGGAAAGCUGGAGUAUUCUCAGAAGUUAUUUAAUGAAGUUUCACUCUUAUGUAGAGAUAUUACUUUGUGGAGUGCGCUAAUUGGUGGAUAUGGAGCACAUGGACACGGUGAGACUGCAGUUUUACUUUUUAAACGCAUGGUUCAGUCUGGAGCUAAACCAAAUGAGAUUACCUUCACCUGUGUUUUAGAUGCAUGUAGCCAUGCUGGUUUAGUGGAUGAGGGUCUUGAGCUGUUCAAACUUAUGGUCACAACUUGCCAAGCUAAUCCCAGCAUGUAUCAUUAUACAUGUAUGGUUGAUCUUCUUGGUCGAGCUGGCCGUUUGCAAGAAGCUUAUGAGUUGAUCAAAACAAUGCCAUUCACUCCCAAUCAUGCUGUUUGGGGUUCUUUGAUGGGUGCUUGCGCUGUACAUCAAAAUGUUGAACUUGGAGAGAUUGCUGCUAAGAUACUUGUUAAUAUAGAGCCAGAGAACACAAGCAAUUAUGUCUUGCUGGCAAACAUAUAUGCUUCUGCAGGCAGAUGGGAAGAUGCAGAGAAUUUGCGCUUAAUGAUAGAUAAUGUUGGGUCUGGAAAGAAACCUGGUCAUAGUUUUAUUGAGGCCAAAGUUACGUAGGUGGGCUAGUAAAUAUGUAUCUAGAGUUUUCAUUAAAGCUCCAAAUUUGGUGGAGCAAUAGAUGAUGUCUGAUCUCUGCUUGCAGGAUAAGAAAUUGGGCAAAGGGAGCAACUGUUUUGAAAGAGUAAUCUCACACUUCUAAUGUCUGCUUCCUUUUCUGUGUUGCUGUAUACUGCUGUACAGAUAUGAUGCAUAUGCGCAGAUAGUGGAGAUAUUGGAAUCAUUUGCUGUUGCAAAAUUCUGCAGGUUGAAAUGGUUUUCAACUCCUAGCCUAAUCAGAAAUCAAGUUCUUCUUUCAAGAACACCAGUAAAUUUUAAACCAUAAUUCUUUUUGUGCCGAGCUCCAUGAAAGUUAUGAUCUUGAUUUUCAUUAAAUAUUGUUGUUUGUUGAAGACAGUGGAGACUGGAGUAUAGACUGUCAUUCCGUUGUGCUGAAUUAACAAGGGACAAUUUUGUCAUCUUUAUCUUCGGAAUGCAACCGGUUUCUGAAAAAGAUGUUCCAUUUAAUGAGUUCGGGAUCCUUUCCAUCUCCUUACAGUAAAUAAGAUUGUCUGGGGCACAAAAAUUUGUUGAAAGUCGGUUAGAGGGGGAUCAUAGAGUUUAUCAUGACAGCAUUCUUCUUUGGUAUCUGUAGCCUGUAGGGGACUGGUCUUGGAUAAAAUGCAUGCACGAGGCUUCAGUAGUCGUGCUAUCGUAACUAGGCAGCCAACUGAGGGGAAGGCUAGAAAUGGAGGUACUAAUCCGACUAUGAUCUGUAUAAACUGCAAAAAGUUUGCUUUUCCUUGACACUUAAUUUUUGUUCAGGACUAAGGGUUGGUGAAAUCUUAUUUUAUCUGAAAUAAACUUAUUUGUGUGUGAAAAUGUUUGAAAAAAACUUUCUGAACUUAUUAUUUUGUCCGAAAUAAGUCAAAAUAAAUCGAACAUAAUAGAGCCUUGAAUUCGA